Molecule: messenger RNA, 974 nt
Organism: Amphibalanus amphitrite
Lineage: Eukaryota; Metazoa; Arthropoda; Thecostraca; Balanomorpha; Balanidae
Product: microsomal glutathione S-transferase 1-like
Exons: 4
Coding region: 285-734 (149 amino acids)
Cellular component (GO): membrane
Source: RefSeq, a predicted model, not a curated record
GGCGGGGCUGCCUCUGCUGCCUUUGGUCCGAGGCCCGCGCCCCUCGCUGGGGGCGGGGCUGCCUUUGGUCCGAGGUCCGCGCCCCUCCGCCGGGGGCGGGGCCGUCCGCGCUGCCGUCGCCGUCGCUACUACCGCGACUCAAGGCCACGGUCGGUCGUUCUGCGCGUGCGCGCAGCGACUGCCCGGCGUCGGCCGCCGACGCUGCCUCGUUGAACGCCGGUGACGUCGGGGGAAGGAAGGAAUCUCGCGACUGCUUCCUGAACCAGCACCUACAGCGCUCCGCGAUGGCCGGCCUCGGUGACCUGAACAUGUCGAACCCGGUGUUCGUCACGUACCUGUUCUACGCGGCCGUGCUGGGUCUGAAGACCCUGUUCAUGUCGCUGUUCACCGCCCGGCACAGGAUGGGAAACAAGGUGUUCGCCAACCCGGAGGACGCCAAGGGCCUCCAAGGCAAGGUCAAGUUCGACCACCCGGACGUGGAACGGGUGCGGCGCGCGCACCUGAACGACCUGGAGAACGUGCUACCGUUCCUGAUACUGUGUCCGCUGUACCUGGCCACCGGGCCGGCGGCCGCCACGGCCACCACACUCAUCAGGGUGUUCGCCGCGGCCCGGCUGCUGCAUACCGUCGUCUACCUGAAUGUGGUGCCUCAGCCGUCCCGUGUGCUCUGCUUCACGGUGGGUAUCGUCGUCACCGUCUACAUGUGCGUCCAGAUCCUGCUGGCCACCAUGUAGAACGGAGCGUCUGAAGCUGAACGGACAACCGUGCCAGUAAGGCUCCCCAGCCGCUCCAGGCACUACUCAUAAAUCUACGCAUCGAAUUAUACGCCUGGCCGAGAAUCGCGCCCGGGGCCAAGCUACGCUCAUGGAUUUAUUGAUUAACCUUGUGCAGCAAUGUGUUGAGUCUAUGUGUUAUCGCUUAUGAAGAAACUACAAAUGUGCUUGCAAUAAAGACGAAUAUAUAUAUUAUUCACA